Molecule: messenger RNA, 795 nt
Organism: Brugia pahangi
Lineage: Eukaryota; Metazoa; Nematoda; Chromadorea; Rhabditida; Onchocercidae
Source: the annotation of a GenBank genome assembly
AUGGCCACGCCCUUUUCGUCCCGCCCCAUUACUGCACCUCACUGUACUUAUCACUGUACUCUUAUCACUGCACCUCUUAUCACUGCACCUCUAUCACUGUACCUCUAUCACCGUACCUUUAUCACUGUACCUCUUAUCACUGCACCUCUAUCACUGUACUUCAUCACUGUACCUCUUAUCACGUCACCUCUUAUCACUGCACCUCUACUGUACUUAUCACUGCACCUCUUAUCACUGUACCUCUUAUCACUGCACCUUUUAUCACUGCACCUCUAUACAUCACCUCUUUAUCACUGUACCUCUUAUACUGCACUUACUGUACCUUAUCACUGCACUUAUCACUGUACUCCUUAUCACUGUACCUUUUAUCACUGUACUUAUCACCGUACCUCUUAUCACUGUAUUCCUUGGUACCGUACCUUUGUACCGUAUCUUUAUUACCGUACCUUGAAAUCCGUACCCUGGGUACCGACCGCAUCUGCACUUUACAUGCCUCUUGUACCGUCUUUUAUCACCGUACCCUUGGUACCGUACCUUUUUAUACCGUACCUCUUGUUACCGUACCUUUUGGUACCGUACCUUUCUUAUGUCACCGUACCUUUGGUACCGUACCCUUGGUACCGUACCUUUAUCACCGUACUUCUGGUACCGUACCUCUUAUCACUGUAUCCUCUUGGUACCGUACUUUUGUUACCGUAUUCCUCUACCGUAGUUUUAUUACUGUACCUUCUGGUACCUUGUUACCGUACUUUUUAUCACUGUAUCUUGGUACCGUACUUCCUAUCACCGUUUUAA